UCUUUUGCAUGACAAUGAACACAAAUAAGUAGCAGUGGAUAGAAUGCAUUAAACGUUGCUAUUUAGCUCCAACAUUAACUACCCCUGUUCAAUUCAACCACUUCCAAAAAUGAUAAGAAGACGCGGUUGGCUUCCUAAUCGUCAACAACUAUCCCGGAACGUUUUCUAUUUCUUCAGCAUCCCUUAUGUAAAAUCAGGCCAAACCAUAAAAUAUCAUGGAGAGGUGUUGUUACGGGAUCAACUUUAAACCACCACCACCAAAUGUCUGGAGGGUUGUGUUGGUGGGACGUACUUAUGAGAUUGCACGUAGUAAUAAUAAACAACAACGGAUUGCAUGGUUAUUUUUUACGCUGGUUCCUUCCCCGUAUAAAAUAAAUCUCUACAAAGUCUCCCUUCAGUCCCGUCCUCGUGAGUUCAUCAUCAUCAUCAGAUCGAGACGACUUUAAUAUUUGGACUGCAAAGGUGGUAUUAUUAUUUUGUAUUCGUUUGGCUUUCUUCGGUGUUGGUGUUGUCCUCAGCAGCUCUUCAUAAGAGUUCAGUGAACUGUUAUUAUUAGUGUCCACUCGUGGGAAAACGUGUCAAAACAACGGAGGCCUCAAGGGACCCAGCACAAAGAUUGAUUCAACAUGGCACGCACGUUUGAUGACGGUGAUGGAGAUGACAAGAAGUCCAGGGACAAGGGAAACUAUUCUCAUCCUCUAGGGGCUGCUGCAAACUUGUCGCCAUCGGACACUCCUGAGCCGCCGCCGCUGGAAGUGAUUGAGGAGGUUGCAGAAGAGGGAAGACAUCUAUAUUUGGAUUUUAUUCGUACUGAAAUUAGUCGCAAUGGCUUAACUGAUACCUGCAUUACCGUUGAGGAGACAUUAGUAGGACCCCCUGACAAAAUGUUGGAAUGGGUUCGUGCAGGGAAGGAACUUCGACAGUUGGCAGAUGCAUUUUCAAGAUCGAAAGAGCGAGAUGCGGUACGCCAGAAAGCUUCCAAAAUUCCCGUUGAGACCCUGGACAUAGAUCACUUCAUGCAACUGCUCCAAGAAUUGUUUCAGGGGGGAGCAAUUACAAGAGAACGAAUUGUUGUGCUGUUCUUUUUCUGUGCCGACGUCGCCAUGCAAGCCUUGCGACAAGGCUUGCAUAGCACUUUUCACCGUCUCGUGGAGUGGAGUUUGCGCUAUAUAGCAACACAAGUAGCAGCAUGGGUGUAUUCUUGUGGUGGCUGGGUAAAAUUAAAUUUUGGUGUGGUGCUUCGAUCUGGCUUGGAUGUCGUUUAUCAGUUAUCUGCCUGUUGUGCUUUCGUGGCUAUUGUGGCAGCCUGCGUUGUCUACAUCAAGAAAAAAUGAUCUCGAGUCUUUGAUGGACCAAUUUCAUAUGUGCAUUUUUUAGUUAAAGACUGACUGCCGCAAUAUAACUAAAACAUAGUCAGUUACGCAUUCGCAAUUUCGAAUUGUAAAUUCAUUCCUAGCUGUAAUUUAUACAUAUUACAGCAAGUUUUGGAAUUUACUAUUAUGUAAUUUAAAGUUUUGUUUGUUAUUUUUAUACGUUUCUAAAACUGCAACGUAUCCUUUCUAAAACUACUUAUCGUUUUCAUACGGAUGACACAAAUUUCCUUGUUUUUGUGUACAGAUACCUGAUAUAUAUGUACAUAGUAUUAGUUUUGUAUAUGUACGUAUUUACAUAUAUACAUUUACAAACUCGCUGUUUCUGAAAGUCGUCUCGUUUGCUCAAACCGUGUUCUCAUCUCAACCCUAUAGACUAUUGUUAUUACUUAUGAAAAAUGUAUUCAUAAUUAAGACUUGAACUUGUGCUCAACCAAAAAAAAACUGAUAUCAAAAUGACAAAUAUUAUGCCGUAAACAUUCCAAAAAAUAGUUCUUUAAGGAUGUAUAAUUUCACAUGAUAGUAAAAUACCAAUAUUAUUAUGUGAUUCCAUCAAAAAUAAAAAUAAAGUGUAAAACGAU
This is a messenger RNA of Folsomia candida, 1951 nucleotides long. It is a transcript of the gene Debcl, whose product is annotated as apoptosis regulator BAX. The transcript is spliced from 6 exons. Bases 627 to 1334 code for a protein of 235 amino acids. The record is from RefSeq and is a predicted model, not a curated record. Gene Ontology annotation, cellular component: mitochondrial outer membrane. Gene Ontology annotation, molecular function: protein heterodimerization activity; protein homodimerization activity. Gene Ontology annotation, biological process: intrinsic apoptotic signaling pathway in response to DNA damage; extrinsic apoptotic signaling pathway in absence of ligand; regulation of apoptotic process. NCBI's taxonomy places the organism in Eukaryota, Metazoa, Arthropoda, Collembola, Entomobryomorpha, Isotomidae.